AUGUCUGACAGCGAAGAGUCUGGCGAUGAGCAACGGGACCAGGAUACGAUAGAGGAUUUUACGAAUAACCAGGAGAAAAGCGAUGAUGAGAAACCAGAAAGUGAUAGUGAAGAUGCCAUCAAAAAUGAAAGGAAGCGGAAGCAUUUUGAUGAAGAUGAGGAAGAUGAGGACGAAGAGGAUGAUGACGAUGAGGAUGAUGAAGAUGACCAUUAUAGUAAGAAGUCUAAGAAGAGGAAGAAGCGACGCACAGGAGUACACCAGUUUAUUCUUGAUGAUGUGGAAGUAGAUGAAGACGAGGAGGAAGAAGAUGGUUUUGAAGAGGAUGGCGAUGAGAUGGGAAUUGAUCCAAGAGAAAGAGAGGAAGCCGAAAGAAUGAUGAAGGAGCAAGACGAAAGGAAACGUGAAGGACGUCGUCGAGAUCUGUUCAGUGGAAUGAACGAAGAUCAAAUAGAAGAUUACUUUAAGAAAAAAUAUGCAAAUCAGUCAUCGCAUGCGAGUAUGAUGGAUGAUGAUGCUGCUUUAGAUGAUAUAAGUCGUCAUUCUUUACUUCCAAGUACAAAUAAGGAUCCAAAUUUGUGGAUUGUAAAGUGUCGUCUAGGUGAGGAGAAGCUGGUUGCGCUACAACUUAUGCGAAAGUUUAUUGCUUAUGAAAAUACCGAUAAUUCUUUGCAAAUCAAAUCGGUGGUAGUAAAAGAAGGUCUAAAAGGAAUGAUUUACAUAGAAGCAUUCAAACAAUCACAUGUAGCGACAGCAGUUACUGGAGUAUCAGCUUUAAAUCAGUUCCGAAUAACUAUGGUGCCGAUCAAGGAAAUGUGUGAUACUCUGAAAGUAGCUAAGGAUAUUCCGUUAUUGAAAAAUGGAAUGUACGUUCGCUUAAAACGAACCAUGUAUCGCGAUGAUUUAGCUCAGGUUGAUUGGGUAGAUGUGGCGCACAAUAAGGUUUAUUUGAAGUUGGUUCCACGCAUUGAUUACACUCGUAUGCGUGGAGCACUUAGAGCACCGGAUGAACCGCGUUUUGUGAAAAUGAAACGAAGACCACAAGCACGACUAUUUGAUGUUGAAAGAAUUAAAGAAAUAGGAGGUGAAGUAUCGACAGACGGCGAUUUCGUAACAUUUGAAGGGAAUCAAUAUCGUCGAGGAUUCUUGUACAAAUGGUUCCCUUUGAAUAUUAUCCAAGUUGACGGUGUUAAACCUUCCCUGAGCGAACUGGAAAAGUUCCAAGAAACAAGCGAUGAUUUAAAAAAAGAAUUGGAAGGAAUGAAAGUAAAAGAUUUAUCGUAUAUCUUUUCACCGGGAGAUUACGUUGAAGUGGCGGAUGGUGAACUUGUAAACUUGCGUGGCAGAGUUCAGAGCGUCGACGGCGAAAAAAUUGUCAUGUUGCCAGAUCAUGAAGAUUUAAAAGAACCAUUAACGCUAAACGCUUGUGAAUUGAGGAAGUUCUUCAAAACAGGUGAUCAUGUGAAAGUAAUCAAUGGUCGAUACGAAGGAGAUACCGGUUUGAUUGUCCGCGUGGAGGAUAAUCUCGUCAUUUUAUUAUCGGAUCUGACAAUGCAUGAGUUGAAAGUAUUACCACGUGAUGUUCAACUUUGUGCUGAUGUGACCACUGGUGUAGACUCGUUGGGACAGUUCCAAUAUCAGGAUCUUGUAAUGUUGGAUCAGCAAACAGCUGGUGUUAUCGUCCGCUUAGAGAGAGAAUAUUUGGAAGUUUUGAAUAUGCAUGGAAAGGUUGUACGAGUAAAACCGCAAGCAAUUCAUGGUAAAAAAGAUACACGUUUUGCACAGGCACUUGAUAGCCAGCAGAAUAGUAUUCAAGUGAAAGAUACCGUUAAAGUUGUGGACGGACCUCAUGCGAAUCGUGGUGAUGCAGAAGAUGAGAAACAGGGCGAAAUCAAGCAUAUAUAUCGUUCGUAUGCGUUUGUGAUGUCCAGGAAGCAUACGGAAAAUGGCGGCUUGUUUGUUUGCAAGCCAAGACAUUUGCUUUUAGUUGGUUCAAAGGCAAAUACAAAAAUUGGUGAUUUCAUCGUGAAAGGAUUGGCAACUCCUGAUCCAUUCUCAAGUCCUCGACAUGUUGAACUGGGAGGACAGACACCUCGACCUGGUAACAUGUCAAGUGGCAGAAGUGUUAGAGAAGGUAGCUCUGUGGGUGUACCAAGUACCGGUGGUUUCGACUCACAAAAUCGAGUACGGCGAGAUAAUCAAAUAAUUGGAAAAAGUGUGAGGAUCACUCAGGGACCAUUGAAAGGCUAUUUUGGUAUUGUCAAAGAUGCUACUGAACAAACUGCUCGCGUUGAACUUCAUUCUAAUUGCAAGACGAUCAGUGUUGAUCGAUCACGAAUAAUGAUUGUUGGUGACGGUACUCCUGGUGGUACGUUAAUUGCCGGAUUACUUGGUAGAACACCAUCUGGUGAUAGUCGAACACCGAUAUACAGUGGUGGUGGUAAAACUCCCAUGUAUGGGGCCCAAACGCCGAUGUAUGGUUCACAGACACCCAUGCAUGAAGGAGGACGUACACCACAUUACGGUGCUUUGACGCCAUCAUAUGAUGGUGGACGCACUCCAGUUCAUUCUUCGGCUUGGGAUCCGUCAACAACACCAGCACAUCCAAUCAGUGAUGAAAUCCAUUAUGACGAACCUUCAUCACCUUUCAAUGUACCUACUCCGGGCGCAAUGAAUCCUCAUACUCCUGGUUACAAUCCGGACUCCGCUCUUGGUCAGUCAUACGCACCCAUGACACCUGGCGGAAUCUAUGCAGAUUAUGCUGCUCCAAGUCCUUUCUCGGAUGGUCGUUCAAAUGCAGGCAGCACUGCAACCGGCUCUGGUGCUAUACCGCAACACAUAUUGAACUCAGGCGAAUGGGUAUCAGUUGAUAUGAUGGUGCGGUUCCGUGACAACUACGAUGACGAUGAACUUAAAGGUCAAGAAGGAACUAUUAAAAGUGUCGAUACUCUGGAAGGUCGUUGCAGCAUUUAUUCAUUCGAGUUAGAUCGCGAAGUAACAGCAUAUUUUGACCAGAUUCUUCCCGUUAGACCUGAACAGGGUGAUAGGGCAAAAAUAAUAUACGGCGACGAUAUUGGCAUCAGCGGUACCUUGGUAUCUGUAGAUAAUACUGAAGCUGUAGUUAAAACCGAUAACAACGAUAUUGUUUUGAGUCAUAUUGAAUCACUCUGUCAUAUGGGAGAAUUCACUCCGAAAUUUGAGCGGGAUUUGGAGAGUCGUAGUACAGGCCCGAAGGCCUUACCAACUGCCGGUGCCAUUGCCGUAAGAAAUGAAAAGGGUGAAAUAACAAUGCAGAAAGUGAAGGUGGUUCGCUACAUGGCUGGGAAAGUACCAACAUACGCCUUAGGAAAAAAUGAUUCAUCUGACGGAGAACAGAGUGAUGAGGAACCAGAGAAGCCUCUCAAUGAUGCGUGGCAAAGGGAAACGAAACGUGCGACGGAUGUAAACAAAGAAGAAAUAGGAGCAGCAUCGAGUUCAGAUGAUGAUGAAGAAACAGAAAAAAGAAGGACAAGGGCAAGGCUACGACGAAUGCAACUGGAAAUGCAAGAAGCUCCUGUUGAAGAGGAUGAACCUGACGAGGAUGAUGAAGAAGAAUUUGAAAGACGUCGAGCUUUACUGAGGGCACGUGCUUUGAUCAAGGAGGAAGAGGAACUCAUAGGAAAACAAGAGGAAGCAGAAGAGGAUGAAGACAGUGAAGAAGAAUCAAGUGAAGAAGAAAGUGAGGAGAGCGAAGAUGAAACAGUUCCCAGAAUGAAACCCGUCUUCGUAGAAAAGAGUAAACGAAUAACAAAAAUAGAAGAAGAGAAAGAGAAAGAACGUGCUAAAAGGCAGAUAGCUGAGGAACAAGAAAAGAAGGAAAGGCGAAAAAAAGAGUCUGCAAAGUUGCUGGAAGAAGUUUUGCGACAUGAAGCGGAUAUGGAAAAAAGGAAAAAAGAAGAUAAUAUCGACUUGACGUCAAUUGUAACUGAUGAUGAAAAUGAAGAAAUUGCAUAUGAAAGUUGGAAGCUCCGUGAGAUGAAGCGAUUAAAGAGAAAUAAAGAAGAACGCGACUCUCUUGCUCGGGAAAAAGCAGAAUUAGAUCGAAUACAUGGUAUGACAGAAGAAGAGCGCAAGCAAUAUUUAAGAAUGAAUCCAAAAGUUAUUACAAAUAUGCAAAAGAAGGGGAAAUAUAAAUUCCUUCAAAAAUAUUUCCAUCGUGGAGCAUUCUACUUGGAUGUAGAAGAUGAAAUAUUCAAACGAGAUUUUGCUGAAGCAACACUUGACGACCAGUUUGAUAAAUCUGUACUUCCGAAGGUUAUGCAGGUUAAAAACUUUGGAAAAGCUAGUCGUUCGAAGUGGACGCAUUUGACUGCAGAGGAUACGACUGAUCAUCAGGGUGCUUGGGCUGCCACGACGGCACUGAAUAGUAAAUUCCUCGUGAAACACGCUGGUGGUAUGAAAAAUAACUUUGAAAGGCCGGCUGCAAAGAAACGAAAAACUGACGUGUAA
Messenger RNA from Acanthocheilonema viteae, 4485 nucleotides. The record is from the annotation of a GenBank genome assembly. NCBI's taxonomy places the organism in Eukaryota, Metazoa, Nematoda, Chromadorea, Rhabditida, Onchocercidae.